AUGGGACGCGCACAAGACCAAGUCAGCUACCUCAGCUUCAUCAAGCACUCGUCCCACAAGAGCGCGACAUCGCCACCGCCCAAGCCCGGCCGGGCCAACUCCGCUGAGCGAUGGGACGCGCACAAGAAGGCGGCGACGAUCCUAGCUUCUUCGUCGUCGUCGUCAGGCAUGCCUUCCCUCGUAAGCAGCAAGUGCUCGAUCAGCCGCGCAUCAUCCGCCGAGCGCUGGGACGUGCACAAGAAGCGCUGCCCGCCGCAGGACGAGUUGCUCGACGACGGCGAGAGCAGCAGUACUGGCAGCAACGACAUCGACAUGGAGGAGGAGGAGAUAGUAUGGAAGCCGCGGACCAUGUACGCUGGACCGGGCUUCGUCGUCGCCGCGCCGGAACCCAGCAUGCUUCCCAUGCCGACAUCGUUCUUGGUUCCCGUUGCAUAG
This is a messenger RNA of Miscanthus lutarioriparius, 435 nucleotides long. The record is from the annotation of a GenBank genome assembly. Lineage: Eukaryota; Viridiplantae; Streptophyta; Magnoliopsida; Poales; Poaceae.